CGCGCAGUUGAGGUGGAACAACGGGCAACAAAAAAGCUGCAGCGAACGGAUACACUUGGCUCCGACGUGCGCCUUCACCACCCCGGGAACAUUUCCUCCCCAGAAUAAACUUCAUUAUCAGGUGCUGGUUGCCGCCCUAUGUGAGCCUGAGGAGCCUUUCCUGCGUUGGUAGAUUACAGCAUGAGAACUGAUCCGAUACUCUGACCAAAAGAAAAAAGCCACUGGACACAGACCACUGAGGAGGGGAGAAGACAGAAGGUUGUGGUGGUGUGGCCAUGGAUAGAAGGAAGGUUUGCAUAUUUAUGGUGCUAUGGGCCAUGGCCCACCUCAGCUCUCCAGGUCAUGGGCUCAGGGCCUUGAGAAGGACUACAGGGGGGCGGAGGGGGGCGGGACUGACAGGACAGGAUGCCAACGGAGUGCCGCUGAGACGCUCUAAACGAGGUUGGAUGUGGAACCAGUUCUUUUUGUUGGAGGAGUACACCGGGACAGAUCUGCAGUACGUCGGAAAGCUUCACUCGGAUGGUGACAGGGGAGAUGGCAGCGUGAAGUAUGUCCUGACAGGGGAAGGAGCCGGGACCCUCUUCAAGAUAGAUGAAAAGUCAGGAGACAUCCAUGCCACCAAGAGGCUGGACAGGGAGGAGAAGGCCUACUACAUCCUCCAUGCCAAAGCUGUCAACCGCUUCACCAAUGAGGCGCUUGAAGGCGAGUCCGAGUUCAUCAUCAAGAUCCAUGACAUCAAUGACAACGAGCCGCGCUUCACCAAGGACCCGUACACUGCCAGAGUCCCUGAAAUGUCUGACAUUGGCACCUCUGUAAUUCAGGUGACAGCCACAGACGCCGAUGACGCCACGUACGGGAACAGCGCCAAGGUGGUGUACAGCAUCCUGGAGGGCCAGCCGUACUUCUCCGUGGACCCAGAAACUGGCCUGAUCAAGACAGCCCUGCCUGGCAUGGACAGGGAAGUCAAAGAAAACUAUCAGGUUGUGAUCCAGGCUAAAGACAUGGCUGGACAGAUGGGCGGGCUCUCGGGAACCACAACGGUCAGCAUCACCCUCUCAGACGUGAACGACAACCCACCACGCUUCACCAAGACCCUCUAUGAGUUCAGGGUACCCGAGUCCAUCGAGGUUGGGUCCGUGGUGGGAGUGAUCCGAGCCAUGGACGCGGACAUCGGCCAGAAUGCAGAGAUGGACUACCGGAUUAUUGGGAGCGAUGGGCCCGGGAUGUUUGAGGUCACGGCCAAUAGGAGCACACAGGACGGCAUCAUUUUGCUGAGGAAGCCGUUGGACUAUGAAAGGAAGCGGCAGUACAGUCUCCGCGUUCAGGUGGAAAACGUCCACAUCAACCCUCGCUUCUACUCAAAGGGCCCCUUCAGGGACGAGGCCACCAUCAAGAUCGUCGUGGACGACGUGGAUGAGCCGCCCGUGUUUGAGCGCGCCAGCUACGUAAUGGAGGUGAAAGAAGAUGCGCCCAAGAACACCGCCGUCGGCUCGGUCAGCGCGUCUGAUCCCGACGACAAAAACAGCCUCGUCAGGUACACUAUUGAUCGGCGCACAGACAUGGACAGAGUGUUCAACAUCCAUGCAGGCAACGGGUCAGUGUUCAUCCUCAGGGAGCUGGACAGAGAGGAAAACGCUUGGCACAACAUCUCCGUCAUCGCCACGGAGUUCACCAACCCGCGACAGAUCAGCCGGGUGCCUGUAUACAUCAGAGUGCUGGACGUCAACGACAACGCACCAACAUUCGCCACCAAUUAUGAGACGUUUGUGUGCGAGAACGCUAAGGCUAAUCAGGUGAUUCAAACAGUGAGCGCCGCAGAUCCCGAUGCGCCGCUCGGAGGACACCGGUUCUUCUUUAAUCUUGCUCAGGAGGCUGCUGGAAAGGCAAACUUCUCUGUUCGUGACAACAAAGACAACACAGCAUCGAUCCUCACACGGAGGAACAGCUACAGCAGCCUGCACAAGAGCAUCUACCAUGUGCCUGUGGUCAUCUCUGACGGCGAGUUCCCAAUGCAGAGCAGCACCAACACGCUGACCAUCAGAGUCUGCACCUGCGACCGCGAGGGCAACAUGAAGGCGUGCAACGCAGAGGCGCUCACAGCGAGGGCGGGGCUCAGCACCGGAGCCCUGGUGGCCAUUUUGCUUUGCGUCAUCAUCCUGCUCAUGAUCGUGGUCCUGUUUGCUGCCCUGAGGAGGCAGAGGAAGAAGGAGCCUCUGAUCAUCUCCAAAGAGGAUGUCAGGGACAACGUCGUCAGCUACAAUGACGAAGGGGGCGGAGAGGAGGACACUCAGGCCUUUGAUAUCGGCACACUGCGCAACCCGGAGGCCAUCGAGGAGAGCAAACAGAGGAGGGACAUCGUCCCCGAGGCCUUCUACCCUCCGAUCCGACGGCCUGUGCUGCCCCCAACUCGGGACAAUAAUGGGGACGUGAGAGACUUCAUCAACCAGAGGCUCCAGGACAACGACAGCGACCCGACGGCGCCGCCUUACGAUUCCCUGGCCACCUACGCCUAUGAGGGCAACGGCUCUGUCGCGGAGUCCCUCAGCUCACUCGAGUCAGCGACCACAGAGAGUGACCAGGACUACAACUACCUGAGCGAGUGGGGACCCCGGUUUAAGAAACUAGCGGACUUGUACGGGGGCGACGACAGCGACAGGGAUUCCUAACAAGAACCUGGCACACAGACGGGGAGAGCAAAAAAUUCUCAAACACAUGUUAAAAAGAUCCGGAUGGUUCUGGUGCACGUGCGGCGAGUGAAACGUCGAAAGGACAGAGAAAGGAGCACCGUCUGUCCGGGUGCUCUUUCACCGCCUUCGAUCACCAUUCAGUUGUCCCUCUGGUGACCAGACGUAGGCUUUGUGUGUCCAGUCAGUGUUAGUUGCGUUUUUGCGAGGGCGCAGUAAAAACAAACUUUGUGUCAAGACUUUUUUUUGUUUUCUUUUUUUGUGUGUAUAUGGGGUGUACAUGAGGCCCAAAUAUAUCUAUACCAACUCUUUUUGGUUUUUUUGUUUCUUUUUUUCUCCAAAGCUGCCUGUGAUGGGACACUUCAACAAGCAGUUUUGCAAACCAACAGAUAUGCCUAUGUAUUUUUCAGUGUUUCUGGGACAAAAACAUGCUGCAUAUUGUGAGUUCUAUCUUAGCUUGUGUAUGUACGGUAAUAUGAUACAAUACGCUGUACAGUUGUUUUGUUUUUCCAGGGAUUUCUAUCUUCCAAACAAUCCCCUCUGCCUCACUUUAAACACUUAGCUGCAGUUUUGAGUUUGAGCCACAACAAAAUGAAAAAUAUGGUCCCACACGAGGUGGGGGGGGAGGUACACAGCAUCAGAUUUUGAGUUAGUUGUGGCAGGUGUUGAAAAGUGGCAGUUGUUCUUUAAUGCUUAUAUAAAGCAGUGGUAAAGGACUGCUACUACAAACACCUAGUUUAUCAUUUUUACAGUAUUUGAUUUUCAUCACCACACGGCUCAACGCAUUUGCUGUGAGGUGGGCUCAAAUACCAAAUAUUUCCUUAUUGAGCUGAAUGUCGUCAGCCACUUUUUCUCUGCAGGGUGAAAUAUGAAGUGCACAGGAUGGUGUUAUUCUCUAUGCUGCAGUGAAAAUCCGCCAGUCUAACAUGUCGGGCUCAGUUAAGAGGAAAAUAACUGGUCUUGUAUUGGACCUUUCUGCUCACUUCAGAAAGACAUAAAGUUGGAAGAUGCUGAGAGGAUGCCACUGAGCCUGAAACUACAGCGUCAAAUUAGAUUAGCUUAAACAUCUCGUGGACAGUUACCAUUAAAAUUCAUUAUGCAAUUUUAUUUUCUUCCCCUAAAUGGCUCAUUUUACCUGUUCAAGCGAUGAAGCGAGAGGAAAGGUAGCACAUGAAUCAAUUGAAGGAGCAAAAACAGUGGACAUAUAUCGACUGGAAUCUGAAGACAUGAGUCCGCCCAGAUGUGAAGCUUUACAUCUUCACGCAAAGCGUCAAAGUCCAUGAAAUGAAUGAAGGGAGUUGCCUUAAAUUAAAACAAACAAAUCAGCAGACCCCACACUUCAUGCUCUUCUCACUUCUCACAGCAAUUAUUCUAAAUCAGUGGUUCCCAACCGUUUUCAGUCUGGUGUCUGUUACAGAGAACUGUGUCAGCAGUUGAAAGAUAAGUAAUUAUAUACUGUUAGCUAACAAUUUGUGAGGCAGCGGUGCUAACCACCAUGCCACUGUGCUGCCCCAACUUUGCUAUUACAUUUUAAUUUUAAAAUGAAAACAAACUACGCUCUAUUCAUAAUUUCAACUAACUGCAUUUUUGUAAUUGUUUAUUCUGUUUAGCUAAUAACUGUUUAUUGCUAACAACUGUCAGCUCUGCUCUUUAUUGAGACUUUUAGUAACAAUUUAACUGGCAUUUAUAAUUUUAGCUCAUUUAUAACUAUGUUAACUUUGGUAAUUGCAUUUGAUUUGGAAAAAAUCAAAUGCAGUCAACCACAAAAGCAGCAGGCUAAUACUACACACACAAACACUACACAAGCAACAGAAUAUAUUCAAAAUUAUUAACGUACAAUGAUAAAAAAAAAAUUUAAAUUUGAGAAUGUAUUCCAAUUUUCCUGUUUUUAAUUUAUCCUCUUUUUAGAUUUUGCUCCAAAAAAAUCUAUUUAUGGUCGUGAUUCACCUCAUAGCUGGCUGCCUUGCUUCAAGGCUGCUCACUUGCUCACACAUGUAUUUUUUAUUUUUUUUUUAUUUUGAAACAUCAAUGGAGAAAAUGAACGGGAAAUUCACUUGCGGAACGGGAGCUCUUAAAAAAGCGGGCGCUCACUGUCGCGCUCUUUUGCAAAAGGUAUAUUUGUUUGGGAACCACUGAUCCAAAUGUAUCACAUGACCUACCUUAAAAGCUAAUUUUAGGAUUGCUUCCACUCAUGUUUGGUUAGGAUAUUGUGUCCUGAGAAGGGCUCCGUCCUACACUGUAGAAUGUAUAAUAAUGUAACAUAGCAGUACAGUAACAGAAAUGUGCCAAAAAGCAAAGAACACCAGUAUUUUCCCUCCCAUUAUUUCAGGCUGUUCCUCUGCCCUUCAUUACAUGUACUGUAUGUAGUGCUGAACAUGAAGCUGGUCCAAAUGUUCAGGCUUUACCCAACUGAUUUCCUGUGAGACUAACAGCCCUUUCCAUAAACAUGCUUAUCAAGGGGCACCUGACCUUUGAGUGGUGUGGAAUUAGGUUCUUAAGCCCAGAGGUGUGUCCUCGGCUCAGAGAGAAGGUCAAGACAUUAUCCUGCAGCGAAAUCGCAAAGGUUUAAUUUUUCAAAAGUGGGAGGAAACUUGUGAAAAUGAUCCCUACAUCAAAAUUGUGAAAUUACGUUAAGACCUGCUAACUACAAACACACAGCUGUGAAACAGAGAAAAAUGUCUGAACCAAGAGGGCAGAAUGAUAUCAACAGGAAAGAAAAAAAACAGGCCAACUAAAACAAGCUCUGCCCUCACUUUAGCAAAAGGCCAACCAGUGAAGAGGCUGACAUUUAUCAGACAUUUGAAACAGUAAUAACAAAACACAAUGGCAUAAUUGCCGUAGUGCUACUUUUUUCUCUAUCAUGAGGCAGCUGAUUACACAGUGGUUGGAAAAUUCUUUCUAUCAUAUCCAUGCAUUCUCUCGUUCUGUUUAUUAGCUUGUUGCUGGAGCUCCUAUUGUGUAAGUGGCCGUUUCAGACUGUGGAAAUGUUGCCAAGACAAGCAUUUAAUGGGUUUAAAGACCCUUCACUCUAAGAAAACUGCUUCUCUGCCUCAAGGUGGAAUGCGAGGUCUCAACUGGAAGUCAACAUGACAGCAGCGCUCACCAAAACCAUUUCUUUUUUCUUCCCUUCGAUCGUCACAAUUUUCUGUCUUUGUACAGGAUGUCAGGAUGUCGCCAUUACUUGUGUUUUCCUGCGGAGAGGAUAAUUGCCUCCAAGCAUCGGCACCAGGCUCAGUUAAGAUAGUAGAACAUGUUACAUGUCCUAAAACAUCAUGCCACCACAUCUGUGUUUUUGUUUGGUUUUUUUAGGGUGGGGGUGUAUGGGGUGGAUGUGGGGGGAGGGAAGGUUCCUUCAAGCUAAGGCAACUAGAUGGUGACACUGAUGUCCUCUUUCUCCAGAUAAAAUAGAUCCGUGGUUGUUGAUGUGUAGACAUGAUCGCUCUCGGGGCUCAGCUCAGCUCUGCUACGCUAUGUUAUGUUGGUGACAAUGUGAUUGAGCAGUCCUGUCAAUGUAGAAACAAUCGGAGAGGUCGUGGUACUUGUAAGGGGCCCUGCAUCACUGGCCAUUCAUCAAUCUGCUUUGUAAACCGUGAUAUUUUGUACUGAAUAUUUAUAUGACACAAUUAAAUAUCUUUAAAAUCA
Messenger RNA from Archocentrus centrarchus (flier cichlid), 6326 nucleotides. RefSeq names its product cadherin-6. Gene Ontology annotation, molecular function: cadherin binding; calcium ion binding; beta-catenin binding. Bases 276 to 2666 code for a protein of 796 amino acids. The transcript has 12 exons. Gene Ontology annotation, biological process: calcium-dependent cell-cell adhesion; multicellular organism development; cell-cell junction assembly. Gene Ontology annotation, cellular component: adherens junction; plasma membrane; catenin complex. NCBI's taxonomy places the organism in Eukaryota, Metazoa, Chordata, Actinopteri, Cichliformes, Cichlidae. The record is from RefSeq and is a predicted model, not a curated record.